AGAACUCAUUGGGGAAGCGGAAGGAAACCGUCACGAUCCCCGCCCCCCAGUCCCACGACAGGCUUAGAACUGCACACCCUCUCUCCUCUUUGUCCUGCCUGGGGGACAGUGGACGGGGGUGGACGGGGGUGGGUGAUGCUGAUGGCCCUGCCAUGCCCGAAGUAGCCGCCAAGGGGCGCUCGCGCGCUGCCCUCUCCGCUCCCGGCGGGGGCGGGGCCUGUGCCCGCCACGUCAACGACGGUAGCGGCGCCUCGGCUCGGUUCCGCGGGGAAGGUGAUGACGGCGGCGGCGGCUCUGGGGGCCGAAGUCGGUGUGAGGAUCGCUCUCUUCGUCGCCUUUGUGGUGCUGGAGCUUCUCCCGCCCUUCCAGAGGCUCAUCCAACCCGAAGAGAUGUGGCUGUACCGCAAUCCCUACGUGGAGAAGGACCAUUUUCCCACCAAGCCUCUGUUUCUGAUUGUGUUUCUGUGUCCCCUCUCUCUGAUCGUGCUGGUUAAAUGUCUUAAGAAAGCAGAUGGAGCGGACACCAAGCAGGCGUGCCUGGCUGCCAGCCUUGCCCUUGCUUUAAAUGGAGUCUUCACCAAUACAAUAAAACUGAUCGUGGGAAGGCCACGCCCUGAUUUCUUCUAUCGUUGCUUCCCAGAUGGGCAAGCCAAUUCUGAACUGAUCUGCACAGGGGAUGAGGAUGUGGUCACUGAAGGCCGGAAGAGCUUCCCCAGUGGGCACUCCUCUUUUGCAUUUGCUGGACUGGCCUUCACCUCCUUCUACCUAGCAGGGAAGUUACACUGCUUCACUCCGCAAGGCCGUGGAAAAUCCUGGCGGCUCUGUGCUGUCCUAUUACCUCUCCUCUUUGCAGCUGUCAUUGCUCUUUCCCGAACCUGUGAUUAUAAACACCAUUGGCAAGAUGUGCUGGUUGGAUCCAUGAUUGGCCUGAGUUUUGCCUACCUUUGCUACAGGCAGUAUUACCCUUCCCUGACUGAUGCCGAAUGCCAUAAGCCAUUCUACUGCAAACAUAUACUUCCUACCACACAGAAGUUUAUCGUUCCCCAUUAUAGACUUGAUGUUUAGAAACUUAACCUAUCUCACAAAAGAACAGUAAGCGCAUUCCGUCCUGUCUUUGACCUAUCCCACUCCAAAGACAUGGGUUUCAGGCCCUUCUUUUUACCUCUUAAAUGCCACGAGUGAAGGCAUGGGCAAGACUGAAGUCUAUCUUCCUACCUGGAUAUCUGUAACAAUUCUUUUCUGCUACUGUAUCGCAAUCUGUUGAUGGGGAAGACCUUUUGAAAUAUAGAAGAAUCAAGUUUAUAGUGAUAAAGGUGUUUAUGCAAGUUGACUCCUAUUUGAUGGCUUCAAGGUUACUUCGGGGCCCUGGGAUGAUAAGUAGUCCAGGCCGUGAGGGCCUGUGGCCCGGCUUGGGCAGCAGCUCACUCCAUGGCAACAGGAGGAAGUAUCCCUUCUGAUGAGGAGUAGGCUACUGGCUUGGAAAGAUUAUGAUGGCUGCAAGGAAUGAUUUGGAACCAUACGAUACACUAGCCCCAAAGGCAGCUCCAGGGACUAAGGAGGAGCCUAAUCUGGUCCCUUCCAUCACUGACCAAUGAUUAGUGGGCUAUGCCUGUGAAGAGGUUAGCAGGGCAGUCAUCUGAUUCUGGCUUCACAGAGGCAAGACAAAGCGUUGCCCUAACUGUGGAACCCAUUACAAGCUGGUACCCCACCAGCUGAGCCACUGACCCCUGGAUUGGUUUACUUGAAAUGUGUUAUAAUGUUUUCUUCCCUCCAAUAAAAGACUAGCCAUUUUCCUGACUCUACCAUUUAAAAAAAAAAAUUUAUGAAAUGGUACCCAAGAGACAAAAAAAAGUAUGGUUAAACCUGAGAAGUUUAGACCAAGGAGUGAUGUCCUCAUGAAAUUAUUGAAAGUCUGAAUUAUGAAACUUUUUUAAAAGCCAAUAAUAUAUACUUCAAGUUACUCAGACAGUUGUCAGCCAGCUUCUGAUUGUGUUAGGCAUCCUGACUAUAUCAGGUUCACUAGGGCUGACUAGAUGGGAAAUUUUCAAAAUCAAUAUACACUUAUUAAGCACCUACUGUGUGCCAGGCGCUGUGCUAAGCACUGAAUAUUUUAACAUUUAAAGACAUAGUUCUUGUGACUUUCCUACUUCUAUGUACCUGCUGUAUCCUUGAAACAGAAAAACAAUGCUUGUGUUAUAUAUACCUAGAGUUGAAAUAUCAGAAAAGCCUAGAGUCCCUAAAAAGGGAAGUACCAAGCUCAUCUCCCAAUUUUUCCAGUCAUUGUUACCUGAAUACUUCUAUAGAAAAUGUCCAAAUAUAAUUUAGAUCACUGUUCUACAUUAAGCUCCUCAGCAGAGCUACUAGUUUUCAUGUGAAGAUUUUUUAGUGCUGUAGACAUAAUUUGUUAUACAAGUAUAAAGGUUUGAAGAAACUUAAUAGUAUUAGAAUUUUAAUGAGUUUAAAACAUGACUCCAAUACCUGAAAUUUGGGCUUUAUCUACCUACCUUUCUUUCCCAUGAGUUCUUUUCAUGAGGGACCAAAGAGUGAUACUUGGAACCAAAACUUUCUGUUGUACAUGUGUAUCAACUUGGCUAUCUAAAUUAUUUGCUCCUCUAAAGUAGCAGUGGAUUUGGAGUCAUUAGUCCUCCAUAGAACUCAGUUUCCCCAUUUGUAAAAUAAAAGGAUUGGACUAAAUGACCUCUGAAGUUCCUUCCAGCUCAGUGUAUAAUUUUGUGUUUCUGCCUAAUGAAAGAGUAAGGAAUGGGAUGAAGGGAAUUUUUUUUUUUAAUAAAAAUGUUUGUUAACAAACACUGAAGGGGAAGAAGUUGCUCAUCACCAGUUGCCAGUUAACUUUUAUAAAUGCACUUUUUUUCUUUUUCCCUUUCCCCAUCAGGGACAUAGUUAAAUGAACCAUGUAAGAUUUUCUUUCUGAACUAAUUUUAUGGGACCCUCAAAUAUGUAUUUCUUCCUGUUUGUUAUGUUUCUUUAAGCAUGUGUGCAUUUUCUUACCAGAAAGUGCCAUUUUCAAUGUAUCGCCAGUAAAUCUUUUAUGUCAAUAAAAAAAAAUCACCCAUGUG
Messenger RNA from Trichosurus vulpecula (common brushtail), 3077 nucleotides. RefSeq names its product phospholipid phosphatase 5 (gene PLPP5). Gene Ontology annotation, molecular function: phosphatidate phosphatase activity. The record is from RefSeq and is a predicted model, not a curated record. Bases 277 to 1065 code for a protein of 262 amino acids. Lineage: Eukaryota; Metazoa; Chordata; Mammalia; Diprotodontia; Phalangeridae. The transcript is spliced from 7 exons. Gene Ontology annotation, biological process: phospholipid metabolic process.